Eruca vesicaria subsp. sativa (arugula) is the source of this 1828-nucleotide messenger RNA. NCBI's taxonomy places the organism in Eukaryota, Viridiplantae, Streptophyta, Magnoliopsida, Brassicales, Brassicaceae. The record is from the annotation of a GenBank genome assembly.
AAAGAACCCUUUAACGGCUGAAAUUAUCCGAAUUUCCUAAUUCGCCCAAAAACCCUAAACACAAGUCUUCUCCAUUUCGCCGUCUCCUCCUCCACUUCUUCUUCGAGCACCAUCAACAGACCCUAAAAUCAAUGGCGCUACUCUCCCGAAUCCGCUCAUCGGCCUCUCUCCUCCGUCACCUCAACCCCUCCCCUCAAAUCCGCUCCCUCUCCUCCGCCUCAUCGAUCCUCUCACCCGAUUCCAAAACCCCUCUCACCAGCAAGCAAAAGAGCAAAACCGCUCUCUCCCUCCUCAAAACCGAGAAAAGCCCCGAUCGCAUCCUCGAAAUCUGCCGCGCCGCGUCCCUCACCCCCGAUUGCCACCUCGAUCGCCUGGCUUUCUCCGCCGCCGUUCAAAGCCUUACGGAGAACAAACACUUCUCCGCCGUGACGAAUCUCCUCGACGGAUUCGUCGAGAAUGCCAAAACGGAGCGUUUCGCCGCUCACGCCAUCGUCCUCUACGCGCAAGCCGACAUGCUCGACCACUCUCUACGGAUCUUCAACGAUCUCGAGAGGCUCGAGAUUCAACGCACGGUGAAGUCUCUAAACGCUCUUCUGUUUGCUUGCUUGGUGGCUAAGGAUUACAAGGAAGCGAAACGCGUUUACAUUGAGUUCCCUAAGAUGUAUAAGAUCGAGCCUGAUCUCGAGACUUACGACCGUAUGAUCAAAGUCUUUUGCGAGUCCGGUUCCGCGAGCUCCUCGUACUCCAUCGUCGCGGAGAUGGAGAGGAAAGGGGUGAAGCCUACGAGUUCCACCUUUGGUCUCAUGAUUGCUGGGUUUUACAGAGAGGAUAAGAAGGAUGAUGUAGGGAAAGUGAUGGCGAUGAUGAAAGAGCGCGGCGUUAGCGUCGGUGUUUCGACUCAUAACAUUCGGAUUCAGAGUUUGUGUAAGAGGAAGAGAUCUGGAGAAGCUAAGGCUUUGCUUGAUGGGAUGUUGUCUUCAGGGAUGAAGCCGAACGCUGUUACUUAUGGGCAUUUGAUUCAUGGGUUUUGUAAUGAAGGUGAGUUUGAUGAGGCGAAGAAGUUGUUUAAGAGUAUGGUGAACAGAGGGUGUAAGCCUGAUAGUGAAUGUUACUUCACUUUGGUCUAUUACUUGUGUAAAGGUGGAGACUUUGAGACGGCUUUGACUGUUUGUAAAGAGAGUAUGGAGAAGAAUUGGGUUCCGAGUUUCGGUAUCAUGAAGUCGCUUGUUAAUGGGUUAGCUAAGGAUUCAAAGGUCGAAGAGGCGAAAGAGCUCAUUGCGCAAGUUAAAGAGAAGUUCUCUAGAAAUGUCGAGUUGUGGGAUGAAGUCGAAGCCGCAUUGCCUCAGUGAAUGAAAGAUAUUUGAGGCUUUGACCGUUCGAGAUUGGUACUUUCAAAUUUCUCUCUUUACAGGUGCCUUGAUAGCUUUACUUUUCAGCAAUGAAAUAAGAGAUAGUGUAAUCUUUUGAGCAUUUGAUCUUGGCAGCUAUAGACAACGCUGUUUUAUGCUGGCUCAUGUUUGUUUUAUUUUUUCAGAAAGAAUCAUCAACUUGGUCAGAGGUUUCUCUAUUAGUUUUGGUUUCUGUAUCAGAGAUUUUGAGCAUUGAUCUUAUCUGUAUGAUUGGUCAAAGCAUUGAAACAGUUUUAGCCUGUCUUAAUGGUUAUCAGCACUCAACCGUAUGCCACAUAUGUCUUUUAUAUCGAUCUGUCUUCUUAUGUUUAUCUUAUACUUAGUAUGAUGACCAUAUAAAAAAUAUAAGUUUCUUUGUACAUGCGCACCACGAACUAUGAUUUUGAGUAAUAAUUUAUUUGAGGUUCGUUAGAAAGCAG